Messenger RNA from Prunus avium (sweet cherry), 4139 nucleotides. Its product is annotated as disease resistance protein Roq1-like. Gene Ontology annotation, molecular function: ADP binding. Gene Ontology annotation, biological process: signal transduction; defense response. Lineage: Eukaryota; Viridiplantae; Streptophyta; Magnoliopsida; Rosales; Rosaceae. The record is from RefSeq and is a predicted model, not a curated record.
UGUGGUCGCCACUACACGGUUUUGCAACUCUCUCUCUCUCUCUCUCUCUCUCUCUCUCUCUCUCUGACUGUUAGCUUUGCUUCUUGUUGCUGGUUUUUUGGCUGAUCUUGAGAAGUAUUUAUUGUGAGUUUCUGGUUGGCUUGCUGGUCUUGUGGUUGUUGUCUUACAAAUUCUCUGGCUCUGUAAUUUUUUCGGUGUUGAGGUAACACUAAGCUAAACUGGUUGGCUUGCUUCGACUACAUUUCCAUAUCUGUUUUGUUCAGCAGCAGCAGAUUGCCAAAUGGCAUUGAGCACCCAAAGAGACUCUGCCUUUCUUCCUUCACCUCAUCAGUUUGCUCCUCAACCGAACCACGAUGUGUUUUUGAGUUUCAGGGGUGUAGACACUCGAAAUAGCUUUGUAUCCCAUUUAUACCACGAAUUGCAGCUCAGGGGCAUUAAAACAUUCAAAGACGAUCCAAAGUUUGAAAGAGGGACACCUAUUUCUUCAGGGCUCUUCAAUGCAAUCCAAGAAUCGAGGCUUGCAAUCAUUGUUCUCUCGCCAAAAUAUGCUUCUUCUACCUGGUGCUUGGAUGAGCUUACAAGGAUUCUCCAAUGCAUGAAAUCCAAGAGCACCGUUCUGCCAGUGUUUUAUCAUGUGGAUCCCUCCGACGUACGAAAACAAAGCGGUAGUUUUGCGUGCGCGUUCGCUGAGCAUGAGGAAAGUUUUAGGAAAGACAGAGAAAAGGUGAAGAGCUGGAGAGCUGCUUUAACUGAAGUGGCCGAUUUAUCUGGGUUUGAUUCAAAGAAUGGGUGUGAAAGAAAGCUUAUUGAAAAUAUUGCUGAAUGGGUGUGGGAGAAAGCGCAUCACAGAUUCAAAUUGUUAGAUUCCAUAGAGUUGGUGGGAAUGAAGUUUAUACGUGAGCAAGUAGAUUUGCUUUUAGCUCAUCCUACGGAUGAAGUUCACUUUAUAGGGAUAUGGGGGAUGGGCGGAAUUGGCAAAACAACCAUUGCUAAGCUAGUGUAUGAUAGCAUUUCUACCCAUUUUGAAUCUAGCAGCUUUCUUGCUAAUGUUAGAGAGGUUUCUCAACGUGGUUGUCUUGUUGAUCUACAAAGACAACUUCUUUCCCCAAUCUUAAAGGAUCAAAUUACUCAAGUUUGGGAUGAACAGUGGGGAACCUCUAUCAUUAAGAAUUGCUUGUAUAAUAAAAAGGUUCUUCUCAUUCUUGAUGAUGUGAGUGAAUCAAGCCAACUUGAAAAGUUGGCUGGUGAAAAGGAUUGGUUUGGUAAGGGGAGUAUAAUCAUUAUUACAACUAGAGAUAAACGGUUGCUAGUUAAACAUGAUAUACAUAUAUCAUAUAAGGUAGAGGCGUUAGGUGAUGAUGAUGCUCUUGAGCUCUUUAAUUGGAAUGCCUUUAAAAAAGAUGAGCCUGAGGAAGGUUUCUUGGAACUGUCCGAGGGUUUUGUAAAUUAUGCCAGAGGCCUUCCACUAGCUCUUAAACUUUUGGGAUGCUUAGUGUAUAAGAGAGAUCAAGAUGAAUGGAAAAGUGAAUUGGAUAAGCUACGGAAAAUUCCUAAGUCAGAAAUUAUUGAUUUGCUCAAAAUAAGUUAUGAUGGACUAGAUGAUAUGAACAAGGAUAUAUUUCUUGAUGUUGCAUUUUUUCAUAAGGGGAAGGACAAGGAGGAAGUAAUUGAAAUACUAGACAGUUGUGGCCUAUGUGGUUGUGUUGGGAUAAAUGAUCUCGUUCAGAAAUCACUCUUAACGAUAUCACAUAGGAAUGUUGAGAUGCAUGAUUUGAUACAAGAAAUGGCAUCGGAAAUUGUUCGUCGGGAGUGUCUUGAUGAGCCUGGUAGACGAAGUCGAUUGUGCACUCAUGAUGAUAUCUCUCAUGUAUUCAUAAACAAUACGGCAACAAACAAAAUUAAAGGCAUCAGCUUACGCAUGGCAAGACUAGAAAAGACAUAUUGGAAUUGUGAAGCCUUCUCUAAGAUGUGUAACCUGAAAGUUCUUGAAUUUUACAAUGUGAUCAAUUCUUCAAGCCCCAGAAUUCUUCCUAAUUCCUUGAGAAGUAUCAAAUGGAGUGAAUAUCCUUCCAAAUUUCUCCCAUCAGGUUUUCAACCGAAUUUCCUUAUUGCACUUAAGAUGCAUGAGAGCAAACUUGUUCAGCUUUGGGAUGGAAGAAAGGACUUGCCCAACUUGAAAAAAAUGAAACUUCCUGGCUCUGAAAACUUGACCACAACCCCAGAUUUCUCUGGCAUUCCGAAUCUUGAGGUGUUGGAUUUUCAAUUUUGUAAGAAUUUGGUUGAGAUUCACCCAUCAAUUGCAAAUCUCAAAUGUCUUAAAAGGUUGUCUCUUGGUUUUUGCUCAAAAUUGAAAAAGAUUCCAGAAUUUUCAGGGCAAAUGAAAAAUUUGUCAAUGCUUAAUUUACUUGGGACGUCCAUUGAGAAAUUAUCUUCAUCAAUAGAUUGCCUGGUUGGCCUUACUAGUCUGUUUCUAACGGAUUGCGAAAAUCUCGCCAGUCUUCCGAAUGAAAUUUGUAAUUUGAAGUCUCUUGAAUUGCUUUGGGUGGGUGGAUGCUCAAAAAUUGACAAACUCCCAAAGAACAUGGGGGAGAUGGAGUGUUUAGAGAGGCUUCUACUGGAUGGAACUUUUAUAAGAAAGCUGCCACGCUCCAUUGUUGGUUUGAAAAAUCUAUACAGUCUAUCUUUGGGUGGAUGUGGAUCACAGCCAAAUAAAUCAAGGUUUUGGUGGAGCCUCCCCCUCUCAUAUGAAAGAAAGGCUUUUGUGUUGGCUCCGCUUGAUGGUUGUCUUUGAGGAAAUUGGAUCUGAUUAAUUGUGGUGUUUGUGAAGGGGAUCUUCCCAGUUAUAUUGGCUGCUUGUCCUCUUUAGUAGAAUUAAAGCUUAGUGGAAACAAUUUUGUUAGCCUUCCUGCAAGCAUUGGAUGUCUUUCUAAGCUUCAGUUAUUUUGGGUGAAUGGGUGCCAAAGGCUUCAACAAUUGCCAGAUCUGACAUCAAGUAGCUCAUUAGUGGAUACAAACAUAAGAAUGUUACCACCUCUUACAUCUGAUUUGACUUCAAAUAUAAACAACGAAAUACAUUUUUGUAGUUUUAAUUGUGCCAAUUGUUUUGUAUUGGUUCACAAUGAAGGCUGCGAUAGUAUAAUACUGAAAAUGCUACAGUAAUACCUUCAGGUUCUCUCUCUCUCUCUGUCUCUCUUUUGUUGUUUGCUAUAAUAAUAAUUACAACUUGCUAACCUCAUAUAUAUCUUUGUAUGUGGUACAGCUAAUCCCUAGGCGUUAUAUUUCGAAUACCAAUUAGAAAUUGUCCUUGAGAAGUGUAACCACCGGCCAGAGUCGGCCCAUAGCAUGUGCGGGCUGUGCGACUGCACAGGGCCCCCAAAAUUUAGGGGCCUCCAAAUGUUUUUAAAAGUCCAACAUUAUAUUAUAUCUUUUUUUAUUCCAAAAAUAUUAUUAUUAUUUCCUAACGAGCGGAUAUUUGUUCCUUCUUGAUUCUUCUGUCUUCCGUCCAAACACAAAAUCUUCUUUACUCUUUGGCAAGUCAAAAGGCGUGCUCUCUCUCUCUCUCUCUCUCUCUCUCUCUCAUAUUAGACUUUAGAAAUUAUAUGUUGCAUUUGGAAUUAGCCAUCAUAUGAUUGCAAGAAGUGUGCAUCUUGAGUGUUGCUGGUUUUAUAGUAUUUUGCUUCAUUUUGCUAGGUGUAGUUCUUUUGUAUGCAAAAGAAAAUUAAAUAGAUGUGAGUAUGUGAAAAUAGACGAAGGAUUAUCUUGAUUCUAUUUGUGGGUUCUAAUUUAAUUGAUGCCACAUAAUGAUUUCGGUUUAAUUUAUGACUUAUGAAUUUUAAAAUUUGAAAAAUUGUUAUUUUACUUAUACAUAUAGGGCCUCAUUAGCUUUCUUCGCACAGGGCCUCCAUAUCUAAUGGACCGGCUCUGCCACCGGCAUGUCCUUGAGAAGUGUAACCAGUGGAGUCGCCAUAGCCAGUGAUGUCGCCGUAACCACCAGUGCGGCCUUGAUCUCCAUAACCUGAAGUGGGGCUCUCUUGCGCUUGCCACAUCACAUGCAUUGCCAGUUAUCCACGCUUUGGUGGACGGUCUGGAUGGUUUGGCUCUCUCUCUCUCUCUCUCUUGGCCGGUAUGGAAGACAUUUC